Ipomoea nil (Japanese morning glory) is the source of this 3767-nucleotide messenger RNA. RefSeq lists its product as uncharacterized. Bases 278 to 3490 code for a protein of 1070 amino acids. The transcript is spliced from 10 exons. NCBI's taxonomy places the organism in Eukaryota, Viridiplantae, Streptophyta, Magnoliopsida, Solanales, Convolvulaceae. Gene Ontology annotation, cellular component: nuclear pore. The record is from RefSeq and is a predicted model, not a curated record.
CUCUCUCUCUCUCUCUUACUGCGUUUCUUAUAGUCAUACAUACGUGUUCGUAAGUUACGACUAAAUUGUGUUGAAAGGUAGCUAGCUCGCUCAACGUCUCCAGUAAGUAUCUUAAUUAAGACAAUGGAGUGAGUGGCUUCACUCUUGGUAGCUUUGGCUAAAAAAGCAUACGCAAUUGCUGGGAGCUGGAAAUUAAGGUCCAGCCCUUACAAGGGAGAUUGAUUUUUUCUGUUUUAUCUGGCUUGGCUUGGUUCAGCUGAAUAUUUAAUUUGCAACCAUGGUUCUAGGACUGAGGGCCAAAACUCAUAGGAGCCCCUCAGUUCAGGCUCAUUAUCUAAUCCACAUUCACGAGAUUAAGCCUUGGCCUCCCUCUCAGUCACUCAGGACACUCAAAGCUGUUCUCAUUCAAUGGGAACAUGGCGACAGGAACAAUGCAGGUUCCACUAAUCAAGUUGUCCCAUCACUAGGAAUUGGCUCUGAUGGAAGAAUUGAAUUCAACGAGUCUUUUAGACUUCCAGUCAUACUAACAAGGGAAAUUUCCGUUAAAGGAGGAGGAGGAGGGAAUGUGGAUACCUUCCACAAAAAUUGCAUCCACUUCAGUUUAUAUGAACCACGACAUGAUAAGAUGGCAAAGGGUCAGCUGUUAGGAACUGCCACUGUAGAUCUGGCAGUUUAUGGGAUUAUAAAAGCAAGAAUGAGUAUAAGUGCCCCCAUUAACUGCAAGCGGAGCUAUAGGAACACUGCACAACCUUUCAUCUUCCUUAAAAUUCAGCCAGUUGAGAAGGUUCAGAUGAGGUCAUUGUUAAGUGAUGGCUUAAUGAGAGAAGAAGCAUCAUUGGACAGGAAUGUUACUGAAUCUGUUUCUACAUUGAUGAGUGAAGAAUAUGCAGAGGAAGCUGAGACUGCCUCUUUCACAGACGAUGAUCUCUCCUCACACUCAUCAUUGCCAUUUACUUAUUCUGCUGCUGAAUCAAACUGCAGUUCACCCCAGAAGGAGAAUGGAUCUGAGCUUGUGAAAAAUAUCCCCGCUAAAGAAGAAGAGCAAAAAAUUGAAAAUAAAGAUGAGAAGAAAGCAAGGGAUCAACCACUUGUGAGUUUGAGAAUGAGCUCAUCUUGCUCCCAGUCAAAAGAUUUGUCAUCUGAUCUAGCAUGGAUCUCAAGGAAAGUUGAAACCCACAUCACUAUUCAAUCUGCAACUCCUUAUAAGAAGAAUACUGAUCUGAAAUCCAGCCACGAAGAUCAAGCAAAGGGUUUUGAGGUUGAAGUGAUCAAUGAUGAUAAUAGGAGUCACAAACCCAGUGAACAAAGUACUAAUAUAAGCGCAUGUAGCACCUACCCAGCUGAUGAAGCCUAUUCAGCUUCACAUGUAAACAUAGAUUAUAAUACAAGCCUCUUGAACUCUGUUGGCAAUAACAUCAAUGCAGAGAUUGAUGAGAACAUGCUCACCCCCUGUGUAAAACUUACACAGGAGGCUGCAAGAACUGAUGUUGACAGUAAUGGUUUAGCUGUGGGUAGAAACAGAGAGGAUCAUCAAGGAAUUGCACAAGAACUAGUAAUAGUAAACUGGGUUAAUGAUGAAGAAGUCAUAAUAGAUGAAGGGAAAGGCUCAGAUGAUGAGCCAGUAAAUAUUUCUUUACAAGAUGAUACCAUAAAGCAAGCAUUAGAAGAAAAUAAUGCAAUUUCUUAUUGUAGAGAAAGUUUAGGAACAAAGAGUAUUGCCCCCAACAAUGAGAGAUUUAAGUAUGUGAAGUCUGUACGGUCUAUGGGAAAAUCAAAUAGAGGUAAUGGAUCUCCUGGAAGUAAUCAAUUUGUCUCACACAACACUCAGAGUGGCACUGGAGGUUUCACGGGGAAUGGUGCUAAGUUUUGUUCAAUGGAAACAACGGACAUCGUCCUAGAAAGUAAAAUCCAAAAGUUGAAGGAAAGGGUACAGAUGCUUGAAGGAGAGCUGAGAGAAGCUGCUGCUAUUGAGGUGGGUCUGUACUCUGUGGUUGCAGAGCAUGGAAGUUCCUUAAAUAAGGUCCAUGCUCCAGCUCGACGUCUAUCUAGGUUUUAUCUUCAUGCCUGUAAAGAAAAUUCCGUGUUAAGGAGAGGAAGUGCAGCUAAAAGUGCCAUCUCUGGAUUGAUUUUGGUCUCAAAAGCAUGUGGAAACGAUGUUCCCAGAUUGACAUUCUGGUUGUCAAAUUGUGUUAUGCUGAGAGCUACUUUAAGCGAAUUCUUUGAGAAGCAGCAAUUUCCUCUUUAUUCUGAAUCUAUAAUUGAAAAGACCAUGUUUGAGAUAAAAAAGAAGUCAUCUCCACCUAAGUGGCUGUUCUUUCCCAACAAGAGUCUUGGAAGCAACCUUCAUGGGAGUUAUGAAGAAUGGGAGGUCCCUCAUACAUUUAUCAGAGAGCUUGAAAAAGUUGAAGCUUGGAUCUUCUCUCGAAUAGUUGAGUCUAUUUGGUGGCAGACUUUCACUCUACAUAUGCAGCCUGGUUCUGCCAAGGCAUUAAGUAGAAGCAUGGAGUCUGAGAUAAGCAAAAUCUAUCAAAGAACUUCUAGUUCAGGUGAUGAAGAUCAAGGAAAAUUUUCUUUGGAGCUUUGGAAAAAGGCCUUCAGGGAUGCCUGUGAAAAGAUUUGUCCUGUUCGAGCUAGAGGGAAUGAGUGUGGAUGUCUGCAUCUUCUUUCUAAACUGAUCAUGGAGCAAUGUGUGGCUAGGUUGGAUGUGGCUAUGUUCAAUGCUAUACUUAGAGAGUCUGCUGAUGAGAUCCCAGCAGAUCCUGUAUCUGACCCUAUUAGUGAUGCUAGGGUUUUGCCAAUUUCCACUGGAAAAGCUAGCUUUGGGGCUGGUGCACAAAUGAAAAAUGUGAUUGGGAAUUGGUUGAGAUGGCUGACUGAUCUAUUUGAUAUUGAUGAUGGUUGCUUACCUGAGGAUGAGAAUAAUGUUGAAGAUAUUAAUGACAGAAGAGAAAACGGUGCAUCCUUUAAGCCUUUCCAUCUUCUCAAUGCAUUGAGUGACCUCAUGAUGCUUCCAAAGGAUAUGCUACUAAGUAGUGCAAUCAGAAAAGAGGUGUGCCCUAUGUUUGGUCCUCCAUUGAUAAGAAGGGUUCUUGAUGCUUUUGUCCCUGAUGAAUUCUGCCCAGACCCAAUACCUGAUGUUGUCCUUGAAGACCUCACUUCAGAGGAUCACUUUGAGGUAGAGGAAGAAACUGUGAUGAACUUACCUUACCCAGCUGCUCCAAUACAAUAUGUGCCACCUUCAGCAGCUUCGGUUACUGAUUUCUUUGAUGGUGUCAGUGGUUUGAGAAGUAUUCAAUCUUCACUGCUCAAUAAAUCUUGUAUGAGUGACGAUGAAUUAGAUGAAUUGGACUCACCUUUGAGUUUCAUCUUAACUGGUUGCACGAACGAAACAGUGUCUUUGGCAAACCCCAGUUCGAUAUCAAGAGGAAGUGCGAAUCGUAAUGCUGUCAGGUAUCAACUCCUUCGGGAGGUAUGGACAAGUGCUGAGUAAUAAGCAAAUGGAUUAUAGCCAUUUGAUUUGCAUCUUUCACUCUAGUGGUAGAAGGUGCCACUACAUAAGUAGAGGAAUUAACCAUAGGCUUUCUCCAAAUGUAGUUAGAUUUUAAUGUAGUAAGGCUUCUCUUUCUUUAGUUAAUAAAAGCAAUUUGCAUGUUGUGUGGAAAGUGAGAAGCAUGGCAUAAUGUAAAGUUAACUAUGACAGUCCUCUACGUAUAUAAUAUUGUCCUGUAAAAUUAACUAAAUGGUUCCUCCUAUCUUUUUAUGCAAAA